CCUGUGACCAGCGCCCUCCGGGGUCCAGUGGCAGUUCAGAUACGCUCGCGCCCGCGUCACGUGGGCCGAGGCGCUCUUGCUGUCCCUCGCUGGCGGGUGAGGCGGGAGGAAGGAGCUCUGGCCACCGCUCGCUCUACCUCUGUGCCCCAAGGCGGGCUCGCGGAUAAAAAUGGCGAAAUGGGGGUAGCCCGUACAGAACCUGAAGCGAUGGGGCGCGCAGGUUGGGCAGUUGUCGGAGCCCCUUGACGCGGGCCCAGGCUGUUCCUGGUGAUUUGACCUGGCGACCUCGGGUCAGCGCCUAACAGGGCAAACCACGGACUCCGCGGGUCGCGGGGGGCCCCGCCGAGAGCCGGAGGCAAUGGAUGAACAGAGUGUGGAGAGCAUUGCUGAGGUUUUCCGAUGCUUCAUUUGUAUGGAAAAAUUGCGGGAUGCUCGCCUGUGUCCUCAUUGCUCCAAGCUUUGUUGUUUCAGCUGUAUUAGGCGCUGGCUGACAGAGCAGAGAGCUCAGUGUCCUCAUUGUCGUGCUCCUCUCCAGCUUCGAGAACUAGUAAAUUGUCGUUGGGCCGAAGAAGUUACACAACAGCUUGAUACUCUUCAGCUCUGCAGUCUCACCAAACAUGAAGAAAAUGAAAAAGACAAAUGUGAAAAUCACCAUGAAAAACUUAGCGUGUUUUGCUGGACUUGUAAGAAGUGUAUCUGUCAUCAGUGUGCACUUUGGGGAGGAAUGCAUGGUGGACAUACUUUUAAGCCUUUGGCAGAAAUUUAUGAGCAGCAUGUCACUAAAGUGAACGAAGAGGUAGCUAAACUUCGUCGACGCCUCAUGGAACUAAUCAGCUUAGUUCAAGAAGUGGAAAGAAAUGUAGAAGCUGUAAGAAAUGCAAAAGAUGAGCGUGUUCGGGAAAUUAGGAAUGCAGUGGAGAUGAUGAUUGCACGAUUAGACACUCAGCUGAAAAAUAAGCUUAUAACAUUGAUGGGUCAGAAGACAUCUCUAACCCAAGAAACGGAGCUGUUAGAAUCCCUUCUUCAGGAGGUAGAGCACCAGUUGCGGUCUUGUAGUAAGAGUGAGUUAAUAUCUAAGAGCUCUGAGAUCCUAAUGAUGUUUCAGCAAGUUCAUCGAAAACCCAUGGCAUCCUUUGUUACCACUCCUGUUCCACCAGACUUUACCAGUGAAUUAGUGCCAUCUUAUGAUUCAGCCACUUUUGUUUUAGAGAAUUUCAGCACUUUGCGCCAGAGAGCAGAUCCUGUUUACAGUCCACCUCUUCAAGUUUCAGGACUCUGUUGGAGAUUAAAAGUUUACCCAGAUGGAAAUGGAGUUGUCCGUGGAUACUACUUAUCUGUGUUUUUGGAACUCUCAGCUGGUUUGCCUGAAACUUCCAAAUAUGAAUAUCGUGUGGAGAUGGUUCACCAGUCCUGCAAUGAUCCUACUAAAAAUAUCAUUCGAGAAUUUGCAUCUGACUUUGAAGUUGGAGAAUGCUGGGGCUAUAAUAGAUUUUUCCGUUUGGACUUACUUGCAAAUGAAGGAUACUUGAAUCGACAAAAUGAUACAGUAAUUUUAAGGUUUCAGGUCCGUUCGCCAACUUUUUUUCAAAAAUGUCGGGAUCAGCAUUGGUAUAUCACUCAGUUGGAAGCUGCGCAGACUAGUUAUAUCCAACAAAUAAAUAAUCUUAAAGAGAGACUUACCAUUGAGCUGUCUCGAACUCAGAAAUCAAGAGAUUUGUCACCACCAGAUAAUCAUCUCAGUCCCCAAAAUGAUGACACUCCAGAGAUGCGAGCCAAGAAGUCUGGGUCAUGCUCUGACAUGCUUCUUGAAGGUGGCCCUACUACAGCUUCUGUAAGAGAGGCUAAAGAGGAUGAAGAAGAUGAGGAGAAGAUUCAAAAUGAAGAUUAUCAUAAUGAGCUUUCAGAUGGAGAUCUGGAUCUAGAUCUAGUUGGUGAAGAUGAAGUAAAUCACCUUGAUGGCAGCAGUUCUUCUGCCAGUUCCACAGCAACAAGUAACACAGAAGAAAAUGAUAUUGAUGAAGAAACUAUGUCUGGAGAAAAUGAUGUAGAAUAUAACAAUAUGGAGUUGGAAGAGGGAGAACUGAUGGAAGAUGCAGCUGCUGCAGGACCUCCAGGUAAUAGCCACAGUUAUGUGGGUGCCAGUAGCAGAAUGUCAAGAAGAGCACAUUUAUGCUCUGCCGCUACUAGUAGUUUAUUAGACAUUGAUCCUUUAAUUUUAAUACACUUGUUGGACCUUAAGGACCGGAGCAGUAUGGAUAAUUUGUGGGGCUUACAGCCUCGCCCACCUGCUUCACUUUUGCAGCCCACAGCGUCAUAUUCUCGAAAAGAUAAAGACCAAAGGAAGCAGCAGGCAAUGUGGCGAGUGCCCUCUGAUUUAAAGAUGUUAAAAAGACUCAAAACUCAAAUGGCUGAAGUUCGAUAUAUGAAAACUGAUGUAAGGAAUACACUUUCAGAAAUAAAAACUAGCAGUGCUGCUUCUGGAGAUAUGCAGACGAACCUUUUUUCUGCUGACCAGGCAGCUCUGGCUGCUUGUGGCAUUGAAAACUCUGGAAGAUUACAGGAUUUGGGAAUGGAGCUCCUGGCAAAGUCAUCAGUUGCUAGCUGUUACAUACGAAAUCCCACAAAUAAGAAGAAUAAUUCACCCAAGCCAGCUCGGUCCAGUGUUGCAGGUAGUCUUUCACUUCGAAGAGCAGUGGACUCUGGGGAAAAUAGCCGCUCAAAGGGAGAUUGUCAGACUUUGUCUGAAGGCUCCCCAGGAAGCUCUCAGUCUGGGAGCAGGCACAAUUCUCCUCGAGCCUUGACACAUGGCAUCAUAAGUGAUAUUCUGCCAAAAACCGAAGACAGGCAGUGUAAAACUUUAGAUUCAGAUGCAGUUGUGGUUGCAGUUUUCAAUGGCUUACCCACUGUUGAGAAAAGAAGGAAAAUGGUCACCUUGGGGGCUAAUGCUAAAGGAGGUCGCCUGGAAGGAAUGCCCAUGUCUGAUUUGGAAAAUAAUUCUGAAACUGGGGAAUUACAACCUAUAAUACCUGAAGGAGCUUCAGCUGCCCCUGAUGAAGGAAUUAGUAGCGACAGUGACAUUGAAUGUGACACUGAGAAUGAAGAGCAGGAAGAGCACAGCAGCAUGGGCGGAUUUAACGACUCUUUCAUGGCACAGCCCCCAGAUGAAGAUACACACUCCAGUUUUCCUGAUGGUGAACAAGCAGACCCUGAAAAUCUUCACUUCAGUACUGAUGAAAACAGUGGAAGUUCUUUCUUUUUUAGACAAGGUGUCUCUGUUGUUUGCCAGGUUGGCCUUGAACUCCUGGGCUCCAACAAUCCUCCUUUCUCGGCCUUCCAAGUAGCUGGAACUACAGAUGCUUGCUCUUGGAACCUAGCCACCAUGUUGUGAGGAAGCCCAAACCAGCAUACAUGGAGAAACCACACAAACAGACUUAUGUGGAUAUGAACUGAAGGCCCCACAGCUAUAGUCAUCAUCAGCUGCUUGACAUGUAAGUGCACAGCCUAAGUCUUUCAGCUGAUGCUCCAACCAUCAUGGAUCAGAGU
Molecule: messenger RNA, 3543 nt
Organism: Marmota monax (woodchuck)
Lineage: Eukaryota; Metazoa; Chordata; Mammalia; Rodentia; Sciuridae
Gene: Trim37
Product: tripartite motif containing 37
Exons: 26
Coding region: 359-3388 (1009 amino acids)
Biological process (GO): negative regulation of centriole replication; protein autoubiquitination
Cellular component (GO): peroxisome; aggresome
Molecular function (GO): zinc ion binding; tumor necrosis factor receptor binding; ubiquitin protein ligase binding
Source: RefSeq, a predicted model, not a curated record